Molecule: messenger RNA, 1293 nt
Organism: Nicotiana tabacum (common tobacco)
Lineage: Eukaryota; Viridiplantae; Streptophyta; Magnoliopsida; Solanales; Solanaceae
Source: RefSeq, a predicted model, not a curated record
AUGAAGUAAUGAUGUAGGAUUUAUUUUCUCGUAAUAUUCUGUUUCAGGGUUCAUAUAUGCAGCACAAAGAAAUCAAGGCUGCACAGGGAAUAAAGAUCAAUGCUCAGGGGCUUGAGCAUGCAAUUGCUGGAACUAGUCUAUAUGUUGUGGGGCCUAAUGAUGACGUGGAAGACAUCAAAGAAGCAGCUAUGGAAGAUAUGAGGUCGGUGAUGAACAGGAUUGAUAAAAGAGGAGAAGGAGUUUAUGUUCAAGCAUCUACACUUGGAUCAUUGGAAGCUUUGCUGGAGUUCUUGAAAACUCCCGAAGUAAGCAUACCUGUCAGUGGAAUUGGCAUAGGCCCUGUGCAUAAGAAGGAUGUCAUGAAAGCUAGUGUAAUGCUUGAGAAGAAGAAAGAGUAUGCAACAAUCUUGGCCUUUGAUGUGAAAGUGACACAAGAAGCUCGGGAACUUGCGGAUGAAGUUGGAGUCAAAAUUUUUAUUGCUGAUAUUAUUUAUCACCUGUUCGAUCAGUUUAAGGCCUACAUCGACAAUAUCAAAGAAGAAAAAAUGAAGGAAGUUGCUGAAGAAGCAGUCUUCCCCUGUCUGCUCAAGAUCGUACCUAAUCACGUCUUUAACAAGAAGGAUCCAAUUGUUCUAGGAGCUGAUGUUCUUGAGGGCAUCGUCAAGGUCGGGACUCCAAUAUGUAUUCCACAGAGGGAAUUCAUUGAUAUUGGUCGGAUCGCAUCCAUCCAGAACAACCAUAAGCCUGUUGAUUAUGCCAAGAAAGGACAGCAGGUGGCCAUUAAGAUAGUUGGGACUAACCCGGAGGAGCAACAGAAGAUGUUUGGUCGGCAUUUUGAUAUUGAAGACGAGCUUGUUAGCAAAAUCUCGAGAAGAUCCAUUGACAUUCUCAAGGCCAAUUUUCGGAACGACUUGUCUGUUGAAGAUUGGAGGCUCGUGAAGAAUCUGAAGACCCUAUUCAAGAUACAAUGAGACGUUUCUAAGCUUUGCAAGUAGCAUAGGUUUUGGAUUUUUGUGGCACUGUAUCGGGGUUCAGCAGUUCAUCGGACAAUAAGCAGUUAUUUGGUUAGGAGGUAGGGAGUUUGGACUCGAGAUAGAAAGGAUGCGUAGUGCAUUCUUUGUCGGUUGAUUGUUGAAUCGAAACAAUGUAACUGGUUAGUUUCAGUUGCAAUAGUAUACAGGUGUUUUGGUACUGAGAAUUUUUGUAGUUUUGGCCAAUUUUAGAGCUCAGUGUUUUUCUACAGGGGCGUAAAAUAAGAGAUUAUAUAAAAGAAAUAUGAGAUAUGGCGUACUA